Hirsutella rhossiliensis is the source of this 2001-nucleotide messenger RNA. Its product is annotated as AMP-binding enzyme domain-containing protein. NCBI's taxonomy places the organism in Eukaryota, Fungi, Ascomycota, Sordariomycetes, Hypocreales, Ophiocordycipitaceae. Bases 1 to 2001 code for a protein of 666 amino acids. Gene Ontology annotation, cellular component: cytosol. The record is from RefSeq and is a predicted model, not a curated record. The transcript is spliced from 7 exons. Gene Ontology annotation, molecular function: AMP binding; acetyl-CoA synthetase activity.
AUGGCUGAAGGGCAAAAGGGACCACGCGUCUACGAGGCGCACCAGGUGGACACGUUCCAUCCACCCGAGAAGAUGCUUGCAAAGCACCCAAGCAAGCCCCACCUGGCCAAUCUCGAGCAGUAUCAGAAACUGUACAAAGAGUCCAUAACGGAGCCCACAAAGUUCUGGGGAAAGCACGCCCGCGAGCUGCUGUCAUGGAGCCGCGAUUUUGAGACCGUCUACAGCGGCUCCCUCCUCAACGGCGACAGCAAGUGGUUUGUCGAGGGUCAGCUCAAUGCCUCCUACAACUGCAUCGAUCGCCAUGCCUUUAAGGACCCCAACCGUGUUGCCCUCAUCUACGAGGCCGACGAGGCCGAGGAUGGACGCAACGUCACCUACGGCGAGCUGUUGCGCCAAGUCUCUAAGACGGCCUGGACUCUCAAGCAGAUGGGUGUGCGCAAGGGUGAUACCGUCGCAAUCUACCUGCCCAUGAUCCCCGAGGCCAUCGUUGCCAUUCUUGCCUGCGUACGCAUUGGAGCCGUUCAUUCCGUCGUCUUCGCAGGCUUCUCCGCCGACUCCCUUCGCGACCGAGUCAUCGACGCCCAGUCCAAGGUGGUCAUUACCACUGACGAGGGCAAGCGUGGUGGCAAGCUGAUCGGCACCAAGAAAAUCGUCGAUGACGCCCUCAAGCAGUGCUCCUGUGUCACUCACGUACUCGUAUAUAAGCGCACUGGUGCCGAUGUCCCCAUGCAGGCGGGCCGUGACUUGUGGUGGCACGAGGAGGUCGAGAAGUGGCCCAGCUACAUCGCCCCCGAGAUCAUGAAUGCCGAGGACCCCUUGUUCCUCCUUUACACCUCUGGCUCCACUGGCAAACCAAAGGGGGUCCUGCACACGACCGCAGGAUAUUUGCUCGGCUGUGCCAUGACCGGCAAGUACGUCUUCGACAUCCAUGAAGGCGACCGCUACUUCUGCGGCGGAGAUGUCGGCUGGAUCACUGGCCAUUCGUACGUCGUGUACGCGCCUCUACUACUGGGUGUCUCCACGGUUGUCUUUGAGGGCACCCCGGCCUAUCCCAACUUCUCGCGAUACUGGGACAUCAUCGACAAGCACAAGAUUACUCAGUUUUACGUGGCCCCGACGGCCCUGCGGUUGCUCAAACGGGCUGGUGACGAGCAUGUGCGGGGCGAGAUGAAGCAUCUCCGCGUGCUCGGCUCCGUGGGGGAGCCCAUCGCUGCCGAGGUCUGGAAGUGGUACUUUGAAGUGGUUGGCAGGGAGGAAUCGCACAUUGUUGACACUUACUGGCAGACGGAGACGGGCUCCAACGUCAUCACCCCUCUAGCCGGAAUCACUCCGACCAAGCCAGGGUCCGCGUCGCUGCCCUUCUUCGGCAUCGAGCCCGCCAUCAUCGAUCCGGUUUCGGGCGAGGAAAUACACGGAAACGACGUCGAUGGCGUUCUCGCCUUCAAGCAAGCAUGGCCCAGCAUGGCGCGCACCGUGUACGGCGCCCACAAGCGAUAUAUGGACACCUACCUCAACGUAUACAAGGGCUACUACUUUACCGGUGAUGGCGCUGGCCGUGACCACGAGGGAUUCUACUGGAUCCGUGGCCGUGUGGAUGAUGUCGUCAACGUCAGCGGCCACCGCUUGUCGACGGCGGAAAUCGAGGCGGCUCUGAUCGAGCACCACGCUGUCGCCGAGGCCGCCGUUGUCGGCGUUGCCGAUGAGCUCACGGGCCAAGCUGUCAACGCCUUCGUCGCUGUCAAGGAUGGCAACAAUGCGGACGACGCGCUGCGCAAGGAGUUCAUCAUGCAGGUGCGGAAGAGCAUCGGGCCUUUUGCGGCGCCCAAAGCCAUCUAUGUUGUGCCGGACCUGCCCAAGACACGAAGCGGAAAGAUUAUGCGGCGCAUCUUGCGGAAGAUCCUGGCGGGCGAGGAAGACCAGUUGGGCGACACGACGACGCUGUCGGAUCCGUCCAUUGUGGACAAGAUUAUCAAGACGGUUCACGAGUCCAAGGCGAAAUGA